CACGCCUCUCUUUGUUACUGUGGAAACCACUGAGGUUGAGGGGGUGUACUACAGUAUGUACUGUACUUGAAGGUAGAGCGUUGAGCGUAUUCAUUUUGCAGCCAAAGGUUAGCCGAGCACGCUACGCUAACCAAAACUGAGAGCUUCGCUGUCCGCGGUAUCGAAGACAGUUCGCGACUAGCAUGUGGCGCCUGUUUGUGGAAUAACAUCCCAGCUCUGCCUGUUGAACUCUUGCAAGUGUUGAAUGCACACGGAGGAAUAAAACUGGUACUAUGUUUCAACAUCGACAGGUAAAGACGUGGUUACAGACUGACAAAAAAGCAUGUCUCGACUGGCUCAACAAUGUCCACUAAUUCCAUUCAUUCCAAGGUUGGAAGAAAUAAUUUCCCUGUAGUUUACCUAAGAAAAGGGGGUGCUGUAUGCACAUUGCUCUAUACACAUUAGGGUUGGAACUUGAAGGCAACCAUGGCCCCCUACCAAACUGGCGCCCAAAUGUUAGUCAGGGUUUCCUGAGUCGGAUCGAGUCCGUCUGUUCUUCUGUGGUUUGGGCUGGAUUUCAAAAUCGAUGCUAGAGGUGUGCCUAACAAUCACAGACUGAGUCUGAAAGAACCAAUCACAGAAGCAGAGAUAAUACAAAAGCGCAAUGCGACUCAUGCUGUAGAUUGUGGUAAAUCUGUAGUUUACAAACAAUCUUGGCAUGCAGUUGAAUUGAAUGAGAACACUGGCGAACAUUAGCUGCCGAUUUAGUGAGAAUUGUCGUGUAUUUUCGUGUACAGUACUUGUUUUUGAAAAGAGAACAAACGUUCUGAAAGCAAGUUGGAUUGUAUACAUACAAAGUUUGUUUUGGUGUAGGAAACUGUAGUCAACUCAUGUGACCGAACUGUGAAAAAAUGCAAAUGAAAUAGAAUUUUCGUACAAUAAGUCAUGUGAAAGCCAUCAUUAACGAUAUACAACUGUAAUGGACUUUGGAUGAAAGUCAUAUUCAGCAGUGAAUCGUUAAACUGCAUUGGACAAUGUGAUGAUGCUGAAACUUUUGUUUGGUACAGUUCCAUUGAGAUGUUUAAAGAUGACUGCCUGAAGAAGAAACCCAAAUUACCACAGUCAUUUAUAAUACUGGGCUGCAUGUCCAGGAAAGGUACUUGGGUGAUGGCUGUUGUUACAUCGUCAAUAUAAUGCAGAAGUUUAUACAUAUGUUUUGAACACAUUUCUUAUUCUAUCAUUGAAAAGAUGUUUGCAGAUGUCAUAGUCAUAGUCAUUGUCCAAGAGCAGGGGUGUCCAAACUUUUUGCAAAGGGGGCCAGAUUUGGUGUGGUAAAAAUGAGGGGGGCCGACCUUGGCUGACGUCCUUUACGUAUAUAUUUAAGCAAAUUUUAGCAAGCCAUUGUGUGUGUCACAUUGUAUUUUUUUUUUUCUUUAAUCAAUAAUUUCAACAACCUCGCAACUAGCCUUUGUAGCAUCCUCUUUCGCCUCUCGGGCUUUUGCGAAAUACUUCUGCUGCGAAAUUAAACUACCUUCAAGUUGCUUCAAUUUCUCGCUACGUAUGUUCUCUGUAAUCUUGUCGUACAUGUCAGCGUGUCUUGUUUGGUAAUAUCGCCUCGCAUUGAGCUUUUUAAAAACAGCGACUGUCUCUUUGCAAACGAGGCAGACACAAUUGUUGCGUGUUUUAGUAAAGAAAUAGUCCAAUUUCCACCUAUCCUUGAAGCGUCUGCUGUCGCAUUCAACUUUCUUUUGUUGACUGUCGCCAUUUUAGAAAAUUGGAAGUAAAGGGUAAAACGGGUUCAUGUUGCUUAGAGUGCUGCUGCCUUUUAGUGGGUAAAUGAGGAGCAGCGUUUAGUGUGUAAGCUACUUCAUAUGCUGGUAGCAGUACUACUGACCAAUUUAUAAGUCUGUGUGCGGGCCAGACGUUAUUGAUUUUAUGACAGAGGCUGGGGGCCGGAUGAAAUUUGACGACGGGCCGCAUUUGGCCCCCUGGCCGGACUUUGGACAUGGCUGUCCAAGAGGAUAAUUGUUAGAUUUUAAGUAAGGUUAUGCUUUUUGUCAUUGAACAAAAACUCUCAUGGACAAAAGGUCAAUGUAAUGGCCUUUAAAUAGUUCUCAAUUCAAUUCAAUUGAAAAUCUGUGGUGGACGUUAAAGAAAAUGGUUCAUGAUCAAGUUUCAGUUUAUCUGGCAAUCGCAAUUACGCAAUUAGGAAGUUGGAGCCAGGCUGAUGAACAGUCUAUGCCUUAGAGUCUGCAAGCUGUUAUAACAAGUAUCACUGCAACGAUUAACUCGAGUAUUCGAUUAGAAAAAAUAUUCGAAUUAAAUUUUAUUGCUUCUAGUAUUCGUUUAAUUAAAGUGGUGUUGUAGUGGUUUAUUUUGAAAGUGUUUGAAUUUACUUUAAUUGAUUAGGGUGGAUACACUGCCCUCUGGUCUGCCUCAUUUCACAUGGCUGAAUCCAACUGCUCCCUGUUAAGACCAACGUAAGCUAAGUUUUCAUUUGAGCUAAUGUUUUUAUGCAUUCAUAGUUUAGUUUAUAAGCAUAUUUAGCCAUUUUUUGUGGGAAUAUGUGUCUGAACCAUUUGUUGAGAGCAUUGUAAAAACAAAACGUUAGCAUUUUAUAGCAUAUUUGGAGCUAGCGGACUUUUGCUAUUUAAGUUAGCCAAUUAUUCUUUUGUUGUACAUAGAUCCUCAUUUUUUUAAUACUGUUUGAGGCUCAGCUCAGGUAUUUAAAUUUUUCAUGUUCCUUAUCAGAUUACUCGAUUAUUAGAAAUAGUUAAUCGAUUAAUUGACUACUAAAAUAAUCGAUAGCUGCAGCCCUAAUAACAAGCACACGUGUGCUAUUACAGGCUGAAGGGUUCCCUCUACUGGCUAACUCCUAACUAUAGUUCUGCAAAUUAAUGAAUCAGCCCUGAUACAAAAAAAACAAAAAAAACAGGUUGUGCAUGGAAGUAUUAGUCGUGUGCUUAUUUGAUCAUUCCAUUAUUUUUUUCCUCAAGAUUGAAUGAUAUACAUAUAUAUGUCAUAACAUAUCAUAUCAUAACAUUAUUUUUCAUGACUUUGUAUGCGAUUUUACCAGGUUUGAACAACUAUUUGUGUUGACCCCACCCAGGAUUUCAUUUUUUAACCAUUCUGGUUGGUCCUUUUCUCAUCUUUUCUGCAAAAUCUCAUUAAUAUUCAGCUGACUGGAUCCAAUUUGAACAUUCAAUAUUUAAAUUAAAUGUUAAAUAAUUGAAUAAAUAUUGAAAUAAUAUUUAAACUCUCUCACGUCGGUGGAAAGCUUGUGGAUGUCGGCAAUGCAUGUGGUGACAUUGACACAUCGCGGAGACAUGGACUACGUAGUGCUUCAAUGACAUCAAGCUUUGCUAUUUCAAAAUUAUAAAAAAAAAAAAAAAAACCAAAUAUUUACUCACUUGACUCUUCAUCUCAAGGGGAUUCUAUGCGCAAAAGUAGUUAAUUAUAAUCUGAUAAAUUAUAUAGUUUUAAACAAAUUUUAUUUUUUUUCAUGAAAUUGUUUGAUUAUUUAUGAAUGGUGUAUGGAGGUGAGAACAUUUAAGCCUUUGUUGGAUGCAUUACAGCAGGGGUCUCCAAACCUGUCCUCGAGGGCAGCUGUGGGUCCUGGUUUUUGUUCAUACUGAUCAAGCACAGACCUUUUAACCAAUGUGGUUUCUACUAAAACAAGCAGCACCUGACUGCAAUCAACUGAUUACACUUACAAAACACCAGAUUGGUGAAAAGGUGUGGUCUUGUUUUGUUGGAGUGAAAUCCUGCACCCACUGCGGCCCUAUGUGGAAUAGUUUGGAGACCACUGCAUUACAGUAAUAAAUUUACAACACCAAAAUCAGUUUUUAAAAAAAUGCGAUGUACUAUUUUGACAGUUUUGAGGCACUUAACCAUUCAACACGAUGAGAAAUUGGCUCAAAACCUUUGACUGGGGUGUAGAUUUUAGCAGUUUUUUUAAUUGCUUUUAUGAUAUCAUCUAAAUGUGCAAAGGUCUUAAAGGAUAUAUUUCCGUGCCAUCUUGGGAUAGAUGGACUAUAAAAUGUUAAUGGCAUGAAUUGACUUCUUUCUUAGUCUUACUGACAGCCUCAUUUAAUAGAUGUACACGAGUGGCAAUUGUAGCUGAUGUUAAGAUAUUCUAAAACGGAGGAGUGCAGAUCAGCGCAACACAAAUACAGCACUCUUUUACCGUAUCGCAUUUGCCAAAGGUUGAUUGUUUAUCUAGUUAAAGUAUGAGUUCACAUCUUGCCUUAAAUGGCUCAUGUGUCAGUGUGCUUACAUAAAAAUGGAGGUGGUCUUUUCAUUACAAUUUCUUUACCAUCCCAUUUGUUUUCCCACAGGUUGCAGUCUAUCCCAAGGAAUGUGCACACAUUUUCUGCUAAAAAGGACACAGAAAUCUUGCACAAUUCAAAACUUUCCAUCACCCCAUGCAGCCAUUGUAAGCCCAGUUACAGAAUAACUUCAAAAUUCCACCCCGCACACCUCUUGGUUUUGAUCACGCCGAGAACACUGCUGCCUCUCCACAGAGCCAAAAUCGUUUUCACUUAGCAGAUCUUUACUAAACAGGAUGGACGGGAGAAGAGCUUCAGCAACAGCCAUUUCCGGGUAAGAGGUGCAUUAAUGUUAAAAUUAUUGCAAGUUUUUGGAAAAAGAAAAAAAAGUCUCUUCUUUGUUGAAAAGCGUUAAUUUUUAAAGCGGUCUAUUGGAAUGCGCGGUUAAUUGUUUUUAAUUGGGGAUGGCGUGGCUCAGUGGUAGAGUAGUUGUCCCCCAACCCAGAGUUUGUGGGUUCAGUUCUCUGCCCUGAUGAACUCGCCUAAGUAUCCUUGAGCAAGAUACUGAACCCCACAUUGCUCCCGGUGCUGCGUCACCAGUAGGUAGAUGGUGAUGUAGUGUUAAGCACUUUGAGCACCUUGGAAGGUGGAAAAGCGCUAUAUACUGUAUUUUUCGGACUAUAAGCCAUGGUUGUUUUCACUUUUUGGCUGGGGGUGUGACUUAUACUCAGGAGCGACUUAUGUGUGAAAUUAUUAACACAUUAUGAUAUCUUUUCACAUGUUAUUUUGGUGUUUUGGAGUGACACUGAUGGUUUGGUGAACUUGUUAGCAUGUUCUUUAUGCUAUAGUUAUCUGAAUAACUCUUAAUAGCUAUGGCCACGUUUGCGUUCUGCCUUUGGCAAUGUGUGUUCAAUUGUAAUAUUGACUUUUUUAUAUUGAAAUGCAUGCUUUUAGUUUGUGGCGCUUUCACGCCCACGUGGGGGCGCACUCGCACUUGUUUACGUGAAGAAGAGCGCUCACAUGCCAGAAAACGGACAGCUGCGUAGCUGUGAGUGAGUUAGCGAGAGAGAGAGACACUGCUGCAAACCUACGUUCAUUGUUAAUGCUUUAAAAUAUCUCUACAGAGGCAACGCCUGUGUGUAUCAUCUUUUCUGUUGUUGUUGUGUGUUUUCCACCCGCGAUCGGACACUUAGAGCCAGUUGUGUGGUUGUUUGAACGACAUGCUUAUGCGAGCGAACGCAUGUGAACCGUUUAUGUUAUUGCUGUAAGAGCACCUAAUUAUCAUUUAUUUACGUUGAUGCAAGUCUGUUUGGUAUCGAGGACCAAAUUGAUUCAGCAAAUUAUACGGACGUCUAGCAUCAUCAUUUGGGAGUUCGCUCUAUAGCCAGGACCGAGCCAUAGCGUCCUGGUGAGGACAGUAUAUUCGCUAGGGAUGUCCCGAUCCAGGUUUUUGCACUUCCGAUCUGAUACCGAUAUUGUUUUGCACUUCCGAUCCGAUACCGAUACUGGCCGAUACCGAUACCGACCUAUCUGAGCAUGUGUUAAAGUUUAAAGUUAUUUAAUAUUUAGCCUCCUUACUUAGUUGUCAGACUCAUGUUGAAAAAGGUUUUAGUACUCUUGAUAACAACUAGCCAGCUGAAUUAGGUGAGUUUGAAUAACACCCAACGGUUGGUAACAAGAAACUGACCUGUUUAUUCAGUGACAAACACAAAACAUUAUAAAUAACAAACAGAAAUUGCAUAGUCAGUCAGUAAAACGUGCAAAUAAUAUUGUAAACUGUCUUAAAAAAGCAAAACACACCAACAACCUCAGUGGAAAAUCCCCCAAAUCCCCCAAGCUAUUAGAUGCUUUUAAUGUUUCAUGCAUUAGUUACAAAAAUUGUAUAAAAAGCCUCUCAGGUUUAAAUAAACGACUAUUUCAGUAUCAAGUUAACGUUUUAAAACAGUAAAUAAAAUUCUCAAGUCCCCAUUCUGUAUCAGCAGCUUUAAACUACAUUCAAUUCAUUUAAUUUUGUGAAUCAACUGUUAAAGUUGUUAAAAUUGCUCCCGUUAUUCCAUAAUUUCCCUUCUGUCUACUUUCGACAUGUGAAAGUUUUAAAACUGUUUUGAAGAUAGAUUCAAGUAAGAUUUUGCCGAUUUAGGAGUAUUUUAGAUAAAAAGUUAAUUAGGUUCGCUUGGAAGGUUCACAACAGCCUACUAGGGAAGUCUUCUGCUUUAAGAUGGCGGCGGUUUACUAACGCAUCUGGUUUUCAAUACUUCAAUGUUGCUAACGCAGUUGAGUCUGUCGUGUAGCAUCAGGUUCUAUAUACAUAUGAUAUCUAUUAUCUCCAGUAAAACGACGUUCACGUAGUUUGUAGCGGCUGUCAGCAUCAGUCAGGUAUUCUUGUGUUUUUUAUCCAGCAGCAUGAGUUGAGCUAAAGCCGUGAGUUGAGCAUUGGCAUUACCCAGGUCUAAGACAAGUUAUGUUUACUUUCGGGACGCAAUGCGGUAGGUUUCUCAUUGCGUCCCGAAGACCGCGCUGUGUACAUUAUUAGUUCCGCUUUACUUGAAAUAUUUCAAUAAUCGGAAUUUGGAUGUUUGUGAAUCGGUCUCUAAUCUUCCACGGCCGAAUCGCGCGUUGGAUGGUGCGUCUUUACUCACGUGAGAUAAUGGCUCGUCAUCCAGAAUGAAUUCUUCGGCAAUGUCUCUUGUUAUUCCCUGGGCUUUAGGACUGUCGAGUGCCAGUUUGUCACGCAUAGCAAAAGUUUCUGCCAAUGUUAGUUGCGUAGGACCUUUCUUUUUGUCUUAGGUUUUCUUAACAUACUCCUCAUAUUGUUUGUGGUGGUAUUUCGCUAAAUGCUUGAUUAGGUUGGUUGUAUUAAAACUUCUUACAGCUUUACCACUACGCUUGACUUUAUUGUGGCAUAUGUUGCUCUCUGCCUCUUCGUCUUUGUCGUCCUUUAAGGUGAAAUGAUCCCACACAGCUGACAUUUUUACCGAUUAAGUCUCUCGGUAAAUUGGGAGACGGUAAUGUAAAUGUAGUGUGUUGAAGGUGUGCCGUAAAAUGCGGACCGGAUUUUAGGGAAACCGAAGCAAAAACUGGAAUGGAUCAUGUAAAUCGAUGCGCUGGAAAACCCGGACCGGAGUUUAAAAAAAAAACUGGAUCAGAAGUCUGGAUCAGAAUUUUUCCCGUGUUCCGAUCCGAUACUGAUGCGCAUUUUUUUGCCCAUAUCGGCGUCCGAUCCGAUCCAAAUAUUGGAUCGGGACAUCUCUAAUAUUCGCAUGUCGUUGUUCAUGCACUGUACACUGUACAUCCAUUCUGCAUGUUGUUCUCUAUUGUAUUUUUAUAUUAAAUUGCCUUUCAAGUUGACAUAUCUGUUCUAUGUGUUGGAAUUUAUCAAAUAAAUUUCCCCCCAAAAUGCAACUUAUACUCCGGUGCGACUUAAUUGUUUUUUUUCUCUUCGUUGGGCAUUUUAUGGCUGGUGCGACUUAUACUCAGGUGCGAACUGUAGUCCGAAAAAUAUGGUAAGUAUAACACCAUUUACCAUUUUAGUAGCUUUGUCGGACAAUAAUGGACUCCUAGCGCUAUACCCUUUGCAACGACUAGAGGGAUAGGGAUAAAUUAAUUUGGGGACAUAAGAGAAGGGCCUGGUAGUGGAAGGCUCAGUGGUUCUUACUGUAUUAAAGUGGAUUCAAUUAGUGCCGCAACGAUUAAUCGAUUAACGCGAGUAAUUCAAUUAGAAAAAAGCUUCGAAUCAUAUUUUGCUGCUUUGAGGAUUCGUUUAAUUAGAGUGGUGUUGUAACUGUUUUGAAAGUGUUUGCAUUUAGUUAUAUUGAUUUGGGUGGAUACACUGCCCUCUCGGGGCAAUAGGGAAUAUGACAUAACUCAUUUAUCAUGGCUCAAUCCAGCUGCUCCCUGUUAAGACCAACAUAAGGUAAGUUUUUGUUUGUGCUAAUGUUUUUUAUGCAUUUGUAAUUUAGUUUUUAGGUACAUUUAGCAGUUUUUUGUGGUCAAAGUAAAUGUAUUUGUUGAGGAGGAUUUUAGAGGUUUUUGAAGUGCUCAUUCCAUCUUUUUAGAAUAUUCUAAAUAAAUAAAAAAAAUGGGAGAACUGGUAGCUCCAGACCUGGACGAGAAGAAAACACCAAUGGAAGUCGACAGCGAUAAUGAAAUUGCAGAUGAAGCAUCAUGCAAAAGCAAAGGCACAAAGAUCCCCCUGCACCGCUGGGUAAUGCAUGGAGCAGUGAUGUUUGGCCGGGAAUACUGCUAUGCUAUGGAAACCGCCCUGGUCACACCAGUGUUGCUCCAGAUAGGCUUGCCUGAGCAAUACUACAGUCUAACAUGGUUCCUCAGUCCUAUAUUUGGUCUCAUCCUCACACCUGUGAUGGGAUCAGCCAGCGACCGCUGUACGCUGCGAUGGGGUAGGAGAAGGCCAUUCAUUCUGGCUUUGUGUGUUGGUGUUCUUCUUGGUAUGGCAUUGUUCUUAAAUGGAUCAUUAAUUGGUCUUUCCAUAGGUGAUCGCCCUGAUAGUCAGCCACUGGGUAUCAUCCUUACAGUCUUGGGGGUGGUGGUACUCGACUUUUGUGCUGAUGCGUGUGAUGGACCCAUCAGAGCUUACCUUCUUGAUGUUGCAGACACAGAGGAGCAAGAUAUGGCACUAAAUAUCCAUGCCUUUUCUGCAGGGCUCGGUGGCGCUUUGGGCUAUAUGCUUGGCGGCCUCGACUGGACUGGGACAGCUCUUGGUCGAGCCUUUAAGGCACAGCAACAAGUGCUCUUCUUUUUUGCAGCCAUCAUCUUCAUUUUCUCUGUCAUACUGCACAUGUUCAGUAUCCCAGAGAAACAGUUAGUGGUAUCCAAUCAGCUUGAUACCAGAGGAAGAAGGGAUUCAGCCAGUCAAUCAUCAUACCGACUGAUUAGUCAGACACCACUGCUUCUUGACGUCAUCGCUGAGGAAGAAUUGCCUUCUCGAGAGAAUAACCAAGUAGAUUCUAAGAUCGAGGAAACGGACUUCCACGUUAUGGAGCGAAUGCGGAGUAAAAGUGAUUCAGUCUUAGCCAUGCCAGACACAACAAUCAAGCUGGAUCCUGACCUUGACCUGCAAGCCCAUCUUUUGUUGCCAGCGGCGCAACAGGCUUUACCUGAAAUCCAGGAAAGUCUAGAACAUUCAUUCAAGCCGUUGAAUCAGAGCAUUGAUUCUUUGAGUCCCGAGGGACCACGUAAAUUUACAGAUGGAAUGGUGUUUGUGGAAUCCGGAGAUUCUGCCCAUACUGAGUUCAAUGGUCAGAUUAAUGAUCCUACUGAACUUAGUCCUGCCUCUGACGCCUCAGAUAUGAAACCAAAGACCAAGCUGAUUAACGGUGUUGGUGUCAAUCCUUGUAUGUCCCCCACUGAUCACUGCAAUGCAAACAAGAGCUACACCUCGAACAAAGCGCAAAUGAGGCUCUCCAGCGCCACAGCUUCUCCACGGCCACACAAACAUACGUUCUACCGACAACCUUCUUUUACAUUCUCUUAUUAUGGGCGAGUGGGGUCCCAACGUCACCGAUUGCGACGGACAACCACCUCGGACCCUCAGCCAGUCACCACUUCCCGCAGUCUGAAUGAUCUCAGUGAUCUGCAGCUGCAUGCAAACAGGCGGGAAUUUCAACUGUCGAAAAGUAGUCUGUCUUCAGAGGAUUCCAUCAGCAAUAGCGGCCCCACCAGGGGAGCAACUGUAAGGCUGCUCUGGUUGUCAACGCUAAAGAUGCCAAAGCAGCUGUGGAGGCUGUGUAUAUGUCAUCUACUCACAUGGUUCUCCUAUAUAGCUCAAGCAGUCUUCUACACAGAUUUCAUGGGACAAGUCAUUUACCAUGGAGACCCCAAGGCACCGGCUAAUUCCACAGAGUUCCAGAAUUACAACAGUGGAGUCCAAAUGGGGUGUUGGGGGCUUGUGGUCAAUGCUGGUACUGCAGCUGUCUGCUCUGCCAUCCUUCAGAAGUACUUGGAUAACUUUGACCUGAGCAUCAAAGUCAUCUACAUUUUGGGGACUCUGGGAUUUGCAAUUGGAACCGCAGUGAUGGCCAUCUUCCCGAAUGUGUAUGUUGCCAUGGUGAUGAUCAGUAGUAUGGGCAUCAUCUCCAUGAGCAUGUCCUACUGUCCUUAUGCUUUACUUGGACAGUACCAUGAAAUCAAAGAGUUCAUCCACCAUAGUCCAGCCAACACUAGAAGAGGUUUUGGUAUUGACUGUGCUAUCCUAUCGUGCCAAGUGUAUAUAAGCCAGAUUUUGGUUGCAUCGGCGUUGGGAGCGGUCAUUAAGGCUGUUGGCACAGUGCGAGUCAUUCCAAUGGUGGCCUCGUGCAGUUCGUUUCUCGGAUUUCUCACCGCCCUUUUCCUUGUUAUUUACCCCGACGAGGAGCCGGAGGUUGCAAAUGAGGAUUCCAGGGACCGAGAGUUGGCCUGUUGGCCAGUAGGGCUGGACCACAACGUAGAAGGCAGUGGAGCACGUUUGGCUCUGCAGAACACAGCAGACAGAGAUGGUUUUAAGACUACUGAGAAGCACUCUAUUGUCUGACUGUGAAUGGGACACAAGUGCUGUACGAGAAGGAAAAAGUAAGCAAUUAAGCAAUGAUGGAACCUGACUGGGAAAAAUAACUACAUCAUUAUGUGGAUUUGCACAGAUUUGUUUCAUUUGUUUGAGUGGUCUGCACAUCCCAUUGCUACCUCAGGCCAAACAGGCUUACGUGGCAGCUGAAAGAAAAUUGGGGAAUGAAGCAUUUUUAGUGAACCUUUGAGAAGCAUGCACAGCACUUUGUGUCUUUUCCCUAAACUGGUGAUUCUGCAGUACUGUGUUAUAUCAUGCCUGCUUACUACUUCUUGGACAAUCCUAAUGUUGUAAAAGUUUCACUUUGGCCUCACCUACAUUAUCUAUUGUUUUCCCAUUAUUGAAAUGUCCAACCUCUAGAUUUCAUAAUAAGCAGGUUUGUCAGGUGCCGUUUCAGUUUCUGAUCACAAUGCAAGCAUUCAAAUAAGCUAAUAGAGACAUGUUAUCAUUUGUUUCUAUCAUUUGUUGAUGAGAGCACUACGCUCUAUUAUUGCUGUGACCAAAGUGGCAUUUAUUGCAAUGUGAAAUGAUACGUUUAAGCCAGUUUUGAGCUGCACAUACAUUGUGAAUUACACUCAUGUUCAAUUCCUUGCUUACACCCGCAAGUAUCCUCACGGGAAUCUGUGUUCUGAUUGACUUGAUUUUUUUUUUUUUUUUUUUUUUACCUCUCAUUGUGUCUUAUAAUUGUAUUUCUGGCUUAGUAUAAUAAUGCGCUUUAAAUAGAAACUGGGCCAAUCAUUCAGCCUGAGAAAAAAACAUUUAAUGCCAUUAGAUAUCCAAGGUGAUAUUUAAGUCUUAAAGCUACUAUGCAGAACUAACUGUAAAGUGCCUUUUAGUCUAGAUGUGUCUUGUUGUGCAGUUACUAGUUUUCAAUUAAUAAUUCAGAUUGUGCAAUACUCAGCAAUCCUUGUUCGACUCAGGAAAUUUCUUUAUGUUAAUGUUAAAAAAUAAAAGCAUUCAUUGUAGUGAGACUGAUUGUUCUACCAGUAUAACUGGCACAUGGAAGUCUGAUAACAGGUUGUGUUUGUGUGGUGUUAUGUUUAUGUCAAGACCUUUAAGAUGUAACUAUUCUGUUCCAUUUUGAGCUUAUAGGUAAUCACCAAUGUUCAGAGUGGUUUUCUUUUUGCUGCUGUAAAGAUUUUUAUAUUAAAGAAAUUUAAGAUGUUUUAAAAACCAAUAGAUGGAUGAGGAAAAAACACCUGGAGUGUC
Messenger RNA from Corythoichthys intestinalis (scribbled pipefish), 12012 nucleotides. Its product is annotated as solute carrier family 45 member 4-like. Lineage: Eukaryota; Metazoa; Chordata; Actinopteri; Syngnathiformes; Syngnathidae. Gene Ontology annotation, cellular component: membrane. The transcript has 12 exons. The record is from RefSeq and is a predicted model, not a curated record. Gene Ontology annotation, molecular function: sucrose:proton symporter activity. Bases 8326 to 10773 code for a protein of 815 amino acids. Gene Ontology annotation, biological process: transmembrane transport.